UGAUCUCAAACCUUGACCUGAUGCAAGAUUGAGAAUAUUUGCGAUCGAGUGCCUUGCUUUGCCGCUCGAAAGUCAUUAGUGAUUUCAUCACUUUUGUUGAUUCAGAUUACGUGUACUUCAUUAUUCGAGUCUAGGAUGCCUCAUGCAGUAUGAAUAAAGGAUUGACGAACAAAGGAUAAUUGGGUAAUGACUUCUAUUUUUGCACGUCCGGGACGUGUAAAAUACAUUGUACGCUCAUUUACAUACGCUGCGCGUCAAUGGCGACAAAUAUGGAUCGUCUAUAAUGUAAUGAGAUAGUGAUGCGAUAUCUCAUCGCGCCGACAACGCCCAUCAGGAGCGCGUGUAUUGACACAUUUGUUGUUACAUAGAUUGGCACGUACGUUGGCCACUUGUUCUCUCGUUGCGUACAUAUUUACGCUCGUCUCGUGAAUUUUCUUGCACAUUAAACACCGUCAAUCCCACGAAAUGGCGAGACGGUGCGAUAAAAAAAGAGCGCGUAAUCCGUGCAUGCUCGACGAGCCUUUCUUUCUUGCGGGGCUAAUGAGACGGACAAAACUUUUUUCAAUAAUGAAAUUCGACGAAUCGAGAGCGCGCUAAUUAAAGAGUUACAUGAAUUCUCAAUAUUUGCUCGCGUUGAUUGACGAUUAGAAAGAAAAAUGUAUUCGCGCAUUUUCCUCAAUGGCUCUUAUCUUUCUCGCGAAAAUGGAUUGUCACGUUGAUUUUCGGUGUUUGCUGAGGAAGCGGGGGUCUUAAGUCAUAUUUAGAUUCGGUUUAUUACCUCAAUAAUGUAUGCGUCUGUGCGCACGUGCGAGCAAGACAUCUCACGCGUAUCUGUAUUCGUACAUUGAUAUCUGGAGACAAGGACCGUGCGCACGUCCGGGGAGCAUCCUCGAAACUAACAGGUUACAACCGCAUAAUAGGUAUAUUUAUUCGUGGAACCGUAAAAUUUAAUCGGUCGCUGGGCGACGAAAUUCAUGGAAGAUAAUUACUUCUUGAGAUAAAUUUGUUUGUCGAGACAAACUUGUGCGUUUGAGUACGCUUCUUCGUCGGGAAGCGCGCGGAAGAAGAAAAAGAAGAAGAAGUCGACGGUAAAGUCUCGGUGCAUCUCGGUGAAGUUACGAGUUCGGUCAGACUCGUUAUCAGCGGUUAAUCGCCCAGUUUCUCACCCUUGAAUCUUCGUCACGAUACUAACGCAAAUCGCGAAUCUCUCCCACGCGCGACAGAUAAAGAUAACAAAUAAAGGCCGCGCGCUAUCAUCUUCCCUCUCUCUUGGUCCCUCUCUAAUUGUCACGAGUGAGAUGACACGCACGCAAUACGCUGGUACUGGGCGCGUGUUCCUCCGGAGACGACGGUGCACGCCGACCCCCUCGCUCGAUAAGCAUUUAGCGGAGAUAUAAAUCGCCGCGAUAACACGCAUCGCUAUAAUGAGACCGGGCCAAAGAACGGUACUGUGGCUUUUUGUCUCCGAGCAGUUUACCUCGAGACAUCACGGUGCACUCAUUAUCAUCGCGUGCUCUGAGAUCUCUUCUCAGUGUGACGAGUAGGGUUUAAACCCUUCGUGACUACCAGAAUUGUCAUUCAAUCAUGACGACCACCACGACAGCACCCGCCAACGACGUCGCGUCGAAACCCUUUCUCGCUAUUACGAUAAAGGAUAAUGGAAAACAGCAGCAUGCACCAAAACCACCGGAUACCACCGACCCUUCCGGCCACGCGAAGAAGCACUUUCAAUUUCUAGUCAGUUUCUGCGGUGAGUACGUGCUGAAGGGCCGAGAUGCACUCUGUCUCUUGUAAUUUUUAAUCAGUUCCCGCGAUAUGUACACGUGAAAUUUAAGAGAGAAUGGUUGGCUGUUGUUAGGUGGAACGGUGUUACCCCGCGUUCUCGAAUUAAGUGCACGAGGUAUCUUAAUCUUUUAAGCAUCGAGGGUACGUUAAAUACCGGCUGUAUCCCAUACGUCAGUAAUGAUGGUGAAAAGUCAUAGGUGUAUGCAAAGUAACUUGCGUGUACUUUGGAGCCACAUUGAUAUUAUAUGUGAUAAUUAAUUGUUUAAUUAAUUAUGUCUUGUCACGCUAAUGCUGUUGUAAUCGUGCAAAAAGUUUGCAUACUAAACUACUUGCAAAUUUCUGAAGAAAAUUGUACUAGUAAUGAUAUACCGAUAUCGAACUUGUAAAUUAUUAAUAAUACUGAUGUUUUAUAAAUUUCAAUAGCGCGUAUUCACUAAUGAAUGAAACAUUUGAAAGAAGUUUUAAUUGUUUAGAUAAGAUUAAUAUAUCUCAUAUGUGCACCAUAUGUGUGCACGUAUAUACAACAUAUGCUACGUUUAGAUAUUCACUGUACGUCACAUAAACUAUAGAUUUUCAGUACUGGCAGUGAAUAUCGGAACGUAGUUGACACGGUGUCUCACACUAUGCAACGUUGACAUUAAUAAUAAAAUUGAUUAAAAUUGAUAACCUAUCAACUACGUAAAAAUGUUUCAAAAUGUUUCUUAUCGCGCACUAAUGAAGAUAAGAGUAUGUUCCAGGCGGGUUGCUGAACUUUCAAACUGUUACCAAAGAGUUAGUCUAUUAAAUAUAACGUCAUAACUGUUCUAUAAAAUGUUGUUUAAAAUUAAAAUAUAAGAUGAAUAAUAAUACAGAGUUCUAAAUGUUAUCUAAAUGGAAAUGGUUUCGUAAUCUAAAUUCGAAGAAUAUUUCUAACAUUCUUAAUGAGACCUUAUUUAACAACUUAGCGAUACAAUUAUGAUAACAUCUUCAUAUUAGUAUCCCAAAACAACUUUGUUGCUAUUAUAAAAAUUUCGUCAUAAUCAAUUUAUUAAAAUUUAAUAGGCAAAUUGCAAAAUGAUGUCUGAAACAUUUACAACGUCGCGCUUUAAUCAUUCUCCAUCGUUUGCAAUCUUUCCAACUUGACGAAAUCUUUUAUAUUUAGCAAGAUUCGGAACAAUGAAAAAGAUCAAUUUUCUUGGAUUAAGAAAUCUUCACCUGAAAGCGCAUUAUUUAAUUACAGCUGCACUGGGCGGCAUGCAAAGUGGCAUAACGCUGGGCUGGACGUCGCCGAUCCUGCCGUACUUCGUGUCAAAAGAGUCCUUCCUCCCCGAGUUGACUGAAGGUCAAAUCUCGUGGAUCUCAUCCCUGUUGGCACUGGGUGCGAUCGUGGGUGCCGUGCCGGCCGGCACAAUCGCCGACCGCAUCGGCCGGAAGUGGGCCAUCCUGCUGACAUCGGUGCCCUUUGCCACGUGCUGGAUCACCCUGAUGGUGACCGGGAACGUCGGCAGUAUAUACGCCGCCAGGUUCAUCGGCGGAAUCGGCUCCGGAGCAGCGUGCGUCCUGGUGCCGGUCUACAUCGGCGAGAUCGCUGAAGCGUCGAUCCGCGGCGCCCUGGGCGCCUUCUUCCCACUCAUGUUUUCGUCCGGGAUCGUCUUCGCGUACGUGGCCGGCGCGUACUGCUCCUACGUGAUUUUCAACGCUGCCUGUUGCAUGAUCCUGCUGCCGUUCGUUCUUGGCGUGAUCUUCGUGCCGGAGUCGCCAAUGUGGCUAGUGCAGAAGGGUCGUAAGGUCCAGGCGGCUCAGGUUCUUUCGAUCCUGCGAGGACCUCGUUACAACAGCGCGGAGGAGAUGGUGGUCCUGCAGGACGAUGCGAACAGGAUCGCCAACACGUCGGGAGGUUUCAAGGACCUCCUUGGUACCAAGGCGGGUCGUAAGGCCGCCAUCACUUGUGUGGGACUGAUGGUCUUCCAGCAACUGUGUGGUAUUGACGCGGUGCUCUUCUACACGGUGAGCAUAUUCCAGGCGGCCAACAGCACGAUCGAUCCAUUCCUGGCAACCAUCAUCAUUGGUCUUACCGAGGUCGUGAUGACGAUAUUCGUCGCUACCGUGAUCGACAGAUUUGGCCGAAAACCGCUCCUGGUGAUAUCCGGCAUCAUGAUGACCGUCUGCCUCGGUGUUCUGGGCUACUACUUCAUGCUGAAGGAUGGCGGAAGUGACGUGAGUGCUAUCGGCUGGUUGCCACUGACCUCUCUCGCUCUCUUCAACAUAGUGUUCUCGAUCGGUUACGGAUCCGUGCCGUUCACGGUGAUCAGCGAGAUAUUUCCGCCGGAAACCAAGGGCUUUGCCAGCAGCAUGUCCAUCGUGGUGCACUGGAGCCUGGUGUUUGCCGUCACCAAGCUGUUCCCGACCAUGGAAGACAGGAUGGGCCAGGCCGCGACUUUCUGGACGUUCGCGUGCUUCACCAUCACGUCUGCAGGCUUUGCGUACUUCGUGCUGCCGGAGACGAAGGGAAAGACGUUGCAGGAGAUACAGAAGAAGCUUGAGGGAAACACAAAACUGGACCCAAGUAUUCAGUCGAACCGAUCUGAAGAUCCCGGCGUGCCGCCGAAAGCGUUCACUUUGUCGCGCUUUUGCUGCAUCAGCAUCAGAAGCAACGAUUCCACCGAGACACCGACGUCCUGAAAGCCAACGAAGAGGGACGUAUCUUCC
This is a messenger RNA of Ooceraea biroi (clonal raider ant), 4473 nucleotides long. Its product is annotated as facilitated trehalose transporter Tret1. Gene Ontology annotation, molecular function: sugar transmembrane transporter activity. The record is from RefSeq and is a predicted model, not a curated record. Gene Ontology annotation, cellular component: membrane. Gene Ontology annotation, biological process: transmembrane transport; carbohydrate transport. NCBI's taxonomy places the organism in Eukaryota, Metazoa, Arthropoda, Insecta, Hymenoptera, Formicidae.